AUGAGCCUAGCUAAAUCUGAAGGGGGUUUGGGGUUUAGAGACUCAUAUGAUUUCAACUUAGCCUUACUUGCUAAGCAAAGCUGGAGAAUCCUCAACAACCCACAUGCUUUAUGGGUUAAACUUUUAAAUGCGCGAUAUUUUCCAGAUUGUGGCUUUAAGGAUGCUACUUUGGGGCAUCGACCUUCAUGGAUAUGGAGAAGCUUAUUGGUAGGCAGAGAUACUGUGAUGAACAAUGCUAAAAGGCAAAUAAUGAAUGGGGAGAGUACUAAUAUUUGGGCUGAUAAUUGGAUCCCUGAGGUAGGGAUUAUUACUCCGCUUGUUCCAAUACCUAUCAACGCCCCUCAAUUGGUUUCAGAAAUUAUUGAUGUGAGGAGUGGUUCUUGGAACUUAGACUCGGUGGCAAGCUAUUUAAGUUGGGAAACAAAAAGACGUAUCCUUUCAAUACCUGUGGGGGCCUCAAGGCACCAAGAUAGAGUUGUUUGGCCAUGGGUGAGAUUAGGAUAUCACGUUCUUCAUUCAAAACAUAGAGCUUUGGCUAUGGGGAAUUUGCAUUCGUCCCAUAUUAUACCCAUCCAGAUUUGGAAAACCAGGUGUAAGGCUGUCAUUGAAGGGAGCACCAUUGACCCAGCCAAGGUUCCUAGUGAUGAAGUGGCUGUGAACAACAUUUUGAAUGUCCAUCUUGCUUCCUGGAACGCACCUUCAGGUGAUUUUGUGAAAAUAAAUGUGGAUGAAGGAUGGAUUGGUGACACUCUGAAAAGUGGCGUUGGUGUUGUUAUUAGUAAUACUGAUGGUCAAUUUGUUGGGGGUUUAGUUGGUCCUAUUUGCUGUGAUUCAACACUAGCUGCAGAAGCUCAUUCAGCAAUUAAAGGGCUUGCUUUGUUAGCUAACCUUGGCUUUAGAGAUGUCAUUGUGGAAACUGACUCAAAAUUGCUUAUCAAUGGGAUAAAUGGUGACUUUAGAAACAAAGUGUGGUCCAUUAUGCCCCUUCUUGAGGAGCUUCACAGAAUCUGUGGGUCUAUGCGUGAGGUUCGAUGGAGCUAG
Prunus armeniaca (apricot) is the source of this 1041-nucleotide messenger RNA. NCBI's taxonomy places the organism in Eukaryota, Viridiplantae, Streptophyta, Magnoliopsida, Rosales, Rosaceae. The record is from the annotation of a GenBank genome assembly.